GCAAGUGAAGCGCUGAAGUUUGGCUUUGGCAAGUUCCGCAAGAUCAUCAAGCAUUUCCACAACCCGUUCCUCAUGGGAGUUGGCAACAUCCACAAAGAGGCGCUGCAGGAGAUUGCUGCGGCGAAGGCAUUCAUUUGCGAGGGGUACAUUGUGAAUGGCUUGGGCAUGGACAACAAGAAGGAGCAGAGGAUUUUGAUGAACACGCAGUGGGAGGAGCUUUCGGCAGAGCAGGUUGAUGUUCAGAUGGUGCAGCCCGCGCUGUACCAAGGGUUGGUUUCUUUUGUGGGCAAGUCCCAGGCAAAGCGUGGGACGAAGUAG
This is a messenger RNA of Symbiodinium pilosum, 318 nucleotides long. The record is from the annotation of a GenBank genome assembly. Lineage: Eukaryota; Dinophyceae; Suessiales; Symbiodiniaceae.